GGUUCGUAAAGGGAUGUAACUCUUUUAAAAACAUAUGGGAGGCUACUCUCGAUUUCUUCUAUAGAACAACAACAACAUAAACAACAUUGAACGAGACGUUUUAAUCCAAAUAAAAUAAAUCCAAUGUUGUCAUUAAGUUUACGAGAGGUCCUUCACUUGAUAAAAACAGAGCAAAUUUCAGCAAGAGAUUUAUUGAAGAAAUGUAUUGAGAGGGCGACUUCUGUAAGGGAGUUGAAUGCCUACAUCACUGAAACCCAUGAAUUGGCCUGGAGCCAAGUUGGUCUGGCACCAGGAAAAUCAGAGUUGGCAGGAAUACCCAUAGCAGUCAAAGACAAUUUCUGUACACGAAACAUUCCGACAACAUGUGGGUCAAAGAUGCUAGAUAACUAUGUGCCACCUUACAAUGCCACAGUUGUAGACCGCCUGCUAACUAGUGGGGCUGUACUGAUGGGCAAAACCAACAUGGACGAAUAUGCAAUGGGGUGUGGCAGUAUAGACAGCAGAUAUGGGCCAGUCAGGAACCCGUGGAAGUACAAGUUUCAGUCUUCUGCCAGGUCUAGCGUGAUUAUACAGUCAAAGGAGGGGCCAACUUCAGGAGGGGACUGGUAUAUAGCAGGGGGAAGCUCAGGAGGCAGUGCUGUGGCUGUGGCUACAGGAACUUGCUUUGGUGCGUUGGGCUCGGACACAGGGGGAUCUACCAGGAACCCAGCUUCUUACUGUGGCAUUGUGGGUCUGAAGCCCACGUAUGGGUCCCUGUCACGAUACGGACUGAUACCCCUGGUGAACUCUCUUGAUGUACCUGGAAUACUGACAAAAACUGUUGACGAUGCUGCCCUGCUUUUGCGAAUUAUCGCUGGCAGAGAUGUUAAUGAUUCUACAACAGUGUCUGAAUCCCUACAUUUGACAGACUUGGAUGAUCAGCCAUCAGUGAAAGGCUUGCAUAUAGGCAUUCCAAAGGAAUACAAUGCCCCAGGGUUAUGUGGCGAGACUCGGAGGGCAUGGGAAGACGUAGCAAAUGCACUUGAGACUGCGGGAGCAUGCGUGUCGCUUGUAUCCCUGCCUCACACGCAGUACUCUAUCAACACCUACAGCAUUCUGUGUGCCUGUGAGGUCGCCUCAAACAUGGCCAGAUACGACGGCAUUGAGUUUGGUCACAGGGCAGAAGGGAACAACAUGUCCACUGAGAGCCUGUAUGCACAAAGCCGACAUGAGGGAUUUAACGAGGUGGUCCGAGGGAGGAUAUUUGCUGGCAAUUAUUUCUUACUUAGAAAGAACUAUAGACGAUACUUUCAACAGGCGCUAAAAGUGCGUAGACUGAUAAGUGACGACUUCACCAAGGUGUAUGGGGAUGGUGUUGAUGUUCUGUUAACUCCCACCACUCUGUCGGUUGCUCUUCCAUAUUCCAAGUUCUCUAUGGCUGAUAAUCGUACAAGGACAGCUGAACAGGAUUAUUUCACGCAACCUAUAAACAUGGCUGGUCUGCCAGCAGUGAGUAUACCCGUGAGGCUGUCAGAAAGUGGUCUGCCAAUCAGCCUGCAGGUCGUAGGUCAAAGGUUCAAGGACAGGGUCAUGCUGAACACGGCCAAGUGGAUAGAGAUGAAUACGAACUUUCAGAAAUUAAAUCUAGAUUAUUUGGAUAGUUAAAAUAUUUUAUAAAUACAUACAUGAUUUUAUAGAAUUAAAACUUUGUUUAAUUUGA
Dreissena polymorpha is the source of this 1699-nucleotide messenger RNA. RefSeq names its product glutamyl-tRNA(Gln) amidotransferase subunit A, mitochondrial-like. The transcript has 10 exons. Lineage: Eukaryota; Metazoa; Mollusca; Bivalvia; Myida; Dreissenidae. Gene Ontology annotation, cellular component: mitochondrion; glutamyl-tRNA(Gln) amidotransferase complex. Gene Ontology annotation, biological process: mitochondrial translation; glutaminyl-tRNAGln biosynthesis via transamidation. Gene Ontology annotation, molecular function: glutaminyl-tRNA synthase (glutamine-hydrolyzing) activity. The coding region runs from base 124 to 1644 and encodes 506 amino acids. The record is from RefSeq and is a predicted model, not a curated record.